This is a messenger RNA of Mesoplodon densirostris (Blainville's beaked whale), 768 nucleotides long. RefSeq names its product intraflagellar transport protein 20 homolog. The record is from RefSeq and is a predicted model, not a curated record. NCBI's taxonomy places the organism in Eukaryota, Metazoa, Chordata, Mammalia, Artiodactyla, Ziphiidae. Gene Ontology annotation, cellular component: Golgi apparatus; cilium; centrosome. Gene Ontology annotation, biological process: protein localization to cilium; intraciliary transport; centrosome localization.
GAUGUUAGGCGUGAACAGGGCCGGUAGCCGUGGCCGCUGCUGAGGCUGGCGGGCAGGGCGCCGGCUGCCACUGACCGGAGAGAGAAGCUGCCUGCCGACGUCAGCCUGGGUCGCAGCCGCUGCCGCCGCUGUGGAGUAAACAGCCAUGGCCAAGGACAUCCUGGGUGAAGCAGGGCUGCACUUUGAUGAGUUGAAUAAGCUGCGGGUGUUGGACCCCGAGGUUACCCAGCAGACCAUAGAGCUAAAGGAAGAGUGCAAGGACUUUGUGGACAAAAUUGGCCAGUUUCAGAAAAUAGUUGGUGGUUUAAUUGAGCUUGUUGACCAACUUGCAAAAGCAGCAGAAAAUGAGAAGAUGAAGUAUCGUGUUUUUCUAGCCAUUGGUGCUCGGAACUUGCUCAAAUCUAUAGCAAAACAGAGAGAAGCCCAACAGCAGCAACUCCAGGCACUAACAGCUGAAAAGAAAAUGCAGCUUGAAAGAUAUCGGGUUGAAUAUGAAGCUCUGUGUAAAGUAGAAGCAGAACAAAAUGAAUUUAUUGACCAAUUUAUUUUUCAGAAAUGAACUGAAAAUUUCAUUUUCUAGCAGGAGGGCAAUAAAGAAAAAAAACCCACAACCCCCAAACCAAAAAAACCUCUGCACCAAUCCAGUGACUUGACUAAUGACCCAAGUGUGUUGUGUGAGAUGGUGUGUGAGGAAUGCAGCAUCUCUGAAGGCAAUAAAACAAAUCUGGGGGAGCUUGUUUCAGACGUCAGUGCCUAUCUGCAGGCGAA